AUGGGUGGUUCACGUGUUCGCUCAUUUAUAUCAACAUUCGGAGGUCCCAAAAACAAUGCUUCCGGAAAGCUGAGUCGCAAAUCUUCCAAUAAUGCCUCCCCUAUUGAAACCCCACCUCGAUGGGAGACACCAUCACCCGAUACCCCGUCACCACCCACGGAAUUUGCCCCAGUAGGUGGUUCAACUCCAAGGAGUGGUGAAAUUGGGUCGCGACCUGCAUCCAUGAUCUUUUCAAACAACCCUCCUCUAAUGGCGCAGGUGGAUGGUACUCCACCGGAGCUAUCGCCGAUCUUUUCCUUCCUCAACAUUCACACCAAUAAAGUCUAUCACGAAGGCUACUUCCUGAAACUGAAUGACCAAGAUAAUCAUGGGCGGCCGUGUCUCGAUCGGCAGUGGAAAGAAUGUUACGCUCAACUUGUUGGGACAGUCCUUUCAUUAUGGGAUGCCACUGCGCUGGACGGAGCUGGCGGGCAAGAGGUCCCAGCGACUUUUAUCAACGUCGCAGACGCGUCGAUCAAAAUGAUUGAAACGUUACCGAUCAGAAAUGGAGCGGCAGCACCGCUGAACAAUGUUCUUAGUAUCUCGUCCGCAGGGAAAAAUCGAUAUCUGCUGCAUUUCCGCUCAUUCCAUUCCAUGUGCGAGUGGACUGCAGCAGUCCGUCUUGCCAUGUUCGAACACACCUCUUUAUAUGAAGCAUACACCGGCUCUCUCAUUGCGGCCAAAGGAAAGCAUCUUAAUAGUAUCCAAUCAAUCCUAGCCCCGGCAAAAUUCCGACAAGAAGACUGGGCGCGGGUACGGUUUGGCGCAGGGACUCCGUGGAGACGAUGCUGGUUUGUGAUCAACCCUCCAGACGAGAAGCAGGUCGCGAAAGCUCGAAAAGCCUUGAAGAAAUCAGCAUACGAUCGUCUAUCCAUUCCCGUCACGGGAAAUAUUCAGUUCUUCGAAACUCGGAAGACCAAAAAGGCAAUCCCGAUUGCAACAUUGACCCAUGUAUAUUCGGCAUAUGCAAUCUACCCACAAUCGAAGGCUUUGAUCGACCAAUCCAGUCUGGUCAAAUUAGAAGGCCGGAUCACGAUACACGAGCAGAAUCAAUCCACCACGGAGGGUUUUGUGUAUGUCAUGCCCGAGUUGCAUGCGGCGAUUUCUGGAUUUGAAAUGAUGUUGCGAUUCCUUUUCCCGACAUUCGAUACCUUCAACCUCUAUGGCCGGCCGACUCGUCUCGUAGCAGACACCAAUCAUAUUAAAAGCAUCAUGUUUGCUUUCCCUCAAGAGCGUCGAUUUGGAUAUUUGGAUCUCAUGGAUAUCACCAGCCUUCUUCAGACUCCAGGGAGCCAAGGUUGGAGUGAAGCCGAGUGGAGGCGACAGCUGAAAGAAGCGACCCAGAAGAGAGCUUCAACGGGCCGAAGCAGGACUAAUAGCGUCAACAGCGCUCGGCCACGGUACCGCUCAAGUAUAUCUGGAAACCACUUCACCCCAGCCGAGUCUCCACGUCGACCUUUCCCAGCAGAGAGCAAGUCCGAGUUCAGCAAUACAGAAGCAGUAAUACGCGAGGUUCCUAGAGCUGAGCCUCCUGCCUAUCAUAAUCGCGGGAUGUCAGACAUUACAGGAAUGCAGACAGGGCCUAGGCCUGGCUAUUCAUCUCUGGACUCAAACUCACCUGACUCUUCCGCCCAGGAUUUGGUGCAACGUGACAGACAAGCUGCUUUGGCAGCUCCUAUCAUGGAGCAAUACAAUUCUCAGAUGGAGCGACACCCUGCCCUGGUCCAUGAAGAGCAACUUCCACCGCGCACGCCACCUUCUCCUGUCGCGAGCCCACCUGCCUUCGCACACGGCCCUCGAGAGAUGCCGCCAAACCGUCCUUACGCAACUACGGCGCAGCGAUUAGCCAAUAAUCGCAUGUCCAAUGCGACAUUAGCGCAGUUAACAUCCGUUGGUCGGACAGGUGGAACAGCGUUGGCUUCACAGGACUCCUCGUCCCCAGCCAGCGAUCAGCAGUCCCAAGACCAGGAAUCCCAGGCACCAUCUCCCGCCCCUGCUGUGCAAUUUGCAGAGCCCACAAGCUCGCCGAACCCGCAGCUCACCCAUCAGUCCAGUGACGAAGCAUUCCGUUUUGCUGUCGCGAUGCGAGCUUCGCUCAGUAUGGACGAUCGGCCUGCAACGUCCAGCACCACGGGGUCCUCGUCACCGCAACGCAAGUUUCCACUUGACUCGUCCAAGUCUUUGAAACGGAAACCACUUCCUCAAAGACAGAUACCCAAUGGAGAGCCCCUGUCUCCCGGAGAACCCAGUCUGGAUGACCUUCGGCACACUCUGGACGAAGAUGCACUCAAUCGCAUUGCCCCUCACCUUUCAUCUCCUGUGACUCCGACUGGAAACCAGGCAAUGGAGGAAGAGAGCGUUUACGAUGAUGCUGCUUCUACAGUUUCGCCCGAUUACGCAAGCACUCAUGGCUCGAUAUACAGUAAGAAGUCUCAAAAAUCAACCAAACCGCGAAUGGGUGUCAUGAAGACCGUGGGAGAACCUGCCAAACGCGAUUUCGUCAUUGGAGAUGCUCACUACUCAACCGAGAAGCCCAAAGAAGCCAACCCGGAUAUUCCUUCUGUUGAUUUCGGACCCACAAUGACUUACAUGCCUACCACUGGACGCCCAAGUACAGGCGACGCCUUACGCAGGGAGUCUCACCAGAGAAAGGAUUCAGAAGCUGAAAGAUACAGGCUUUCGGUGCCCUCGAACACCAUGGACAUUGGACAUUACCGGUCCCCCGGCCAGGAGGAACACAGACGGAGUAUGCUCUGGCAGCCUGGAAUGGCUUCCAACCGUCCUACCACCCCUGGCGGAGGUCUCACCCCGGAGCAGUAUGUCCAGCAACGCGCAGCGCCUAGUCCCCCGGUGCACAUGCACACUCGAUCUCCAUCUAACAACACCCCACCACCACAGCGUCCAAUUUCGGGAGAUUGGACACAGUACACCCGCCCUGGCUCCCGCAUGACUAGCCAGGAGCUCAACUACCGGCCCUCUUCGCGGGGCACAAGCCCAAUGCUCAACUACGACAUUUCGAAUCAUCUGUCGGCCCGAGAACAAGAACACGUUGCACGAGUGACCAAUUCUCCGUUUUUCAAUAUGUCACAAGACAAUCGCCGACCACAAGUUCCUGUUAAUCCCGGAGGCCUGGUGUCAACCAUCGAUACCCGCGAACGAGAGAGGCGUGAGAUGAGAGAGGGAUUUUCCAACCAGAUGGUCCAGAGUGCGAUCAAUCAACGCCAGCAUCACAUGAGUAACCAGCAAGCCGAUGCCCGUUAUUAUGGCUCAAUGUAUCCAGCUCAGUCUUUGGCCCAGCAUCAACCACAAUCUCGUCCAAACGCUAUGUACAAUAUGGCUGGCGCAAAUCGCACAUGGGAUGCUGUUCACCAAAUGAACCGACCUGAAGAACCUCGCCGUCAGUCUUGGUACGGUCAGCUUGGUCCGACACAACAUAUCCCGACAAACUACCAACAUAGCCAAACCUAUGCUCAACACGGAGUAUACCCCGGCAACCCCAACGUCAUGCAUCACUAG
Molecule: messenger RNA, 3555 nt
Organism: Penicillium longicatenatum
Lineage: Eukaryota; Fungi; Ascomycota; Eurotiomycetes; Eurotiales; Aspergillaceae
Exons: 4
Coding region: 1-3555 (1184 amino acids)
Source: RefSeq, a predicted model, not a curated record